This is a messenger RNA of Racocetra persica, 275 nucleotides long. NCBI's taxonomy places the organism in Eukaryota, Fungi, Glomeromycota, Glomeromycetes, Diversisporales, Gigasporaceae. The record is from the annotation of a GenBank genome assembly.
UUGAGGAAAUAGUGGGAACAGCAAUAGUAAAAGUAGUUUUUGAAUUUUCCAAAGGCAAUAUUGCGGGUUGUCAAGUGACUGAGGGAAAAAUUAGCCGUAAUAAACGGGUUUAUGUGUUGCGUGGUAAAGAAGCCCAGAAAAUUUUCACCGGUGAAAUUAAAAGUUUAGAGAGCAAUAAAGUAGAAAAAAACGAAAUCAGCAGUGGUCAGGAGUGCGGAAUUGUCCUCAAAGGAUUUGAUAAUUUUAAAGAAGGAGAUAAAAUUGUGGCUUUUUGA